AUGACGACGCUCGCCAGGCUUCCGAUCUCUCGCGCGCUCGCGUUCCUCUUCCUCGCGCUCGCCGCGUUCGUCGCGUCCGCGUCCGCGCAGAGCGCGACCAUCUUGCGCGACUCCGACGCGCUCGCGGAGACGCUCGACCCGUCCGCGAACGACGACGCCGAUCUCGGGCUCCACGGUCGCGCGCUCCUCGGGCGCAAGAACAAAGGCGGCAACGGCAUGGGCAAGGGCUACAGCAAGAGCAAGGGCAUGGGCAAGGGCUACAGCAAGGGCUACAGCAAGAGCAAGGGCAUGGGCAAGGGCUACAGCAAGGGCUACAGCAAGGGCUACAGCAAGGGCAUGGGCAAGGGCUACAGCAAGGGCUACAGCAAGAGUAAGGGCAUGGGCAAGGGCUACAGCAAGGGCUACAGCAAGAGCAAGGGCAUGGGCAAGGGCUACAGCAAGGGCUACAGCAAGAGCAAGUGGGGUUAA
Messenger RNA from Micromonas pusilla CCMP1545, 468 nucleotides. RefSeq lists its product as uncharacterized. The record is from RefSeq and is a predicted model, not a curated record. Lineage: Eukaryota; Viridiplantae; Chlorophyta; Mamiellophyceae; Mamiellales; Mamiellaceae. The transcript has a single exon. The coding region runs from base 1 to 468 and encodes 155 amino acids.